GGGAGGGGGGAAGGGGAACCGCGCGGCAGCACCCACGGAGGGCAGAGUCGGGCUGGCUGUCGGGAUUGGGGGGCAGAAGAUCCAGGACAUCCCCGGCCCAGGCCGCCGCGCGCGGGGCGCUCCCCCCUGAGAGCGGGGAGCAGGGGGGUGCCCCGCCGACGCCCCCAGGCCGGCACGCCUGGCUCCCCGGCGCGCCAGCCGCGCGCGCAUUUCUUAAGAGCGCUCCUGCCCGUCGGGCGGGCCGGGAGCCCAAGCCAGUAUGGCCGGUCUGGAGCCGUGGAUUUGGGCGCUGCUGCUGUUGCUGCUCGCGCUGCCGCUGCUGAGCCGAACUGCCAAAUUCUAUUUCAAGAUCGGCUUCUACUGCGUGUUAUGCUUGGUGGGCGCGGCGGUGGCCAGCGUGGUCUGCGUCCUGUGCCAUGGGGGCCGCACCGUGCGCAACAUGAGUAUCAUCAAGAGAUUUGUCCAAACUUUUAAGUACUUUUUUGGGCUUCGGUUUGAGACACGUGGUGAAGAGAAACUGCAUGAUGACAAGCCGUGUGUCAUCAUCUCCAACCAUCAGAGCAUCCUGGAUAUGAUGGGUCUGAUGGAGAUCCUCCCAAGAAACUGCAUUCAGAUUGCCAAGCAGGAGCUGCUUUACACGGGCCCUGUGGGCCUAAUCAUGUACCUUGGGGGUGUCAUCUUCAUCAACAGAAAGCGGACAAGCACAGCCAUGUCAGCGAUGGAGGAGGUGGGAAACACCUUGGUUCAGGAGAAUCUGAAAGUGUGGAUUUAUCCCGAGGGAACACGGAAUGAAAGUUAUAACCUUUUGCCAUUCAAGAAGGGUGCCUUUUAUCUGGCUGUCCAGGCCCAGGUGCCAAUCAUUCCUGUGGUAUAUUCGUCAUUCUCUUCCUUUUACCAUCCAGGGAAGAAAAUCUUCACAUCAGGGAAGAUCAAAAUAGAAGUGCUGGAUCCAAUCAAGACAGAAGGCCUGACAGUGAAUGACAUCCCAAAGUUGCUAGAGACCUGCCAUUCUGUCAUGAAAGAGACAUUUUUCAGACUAUCUGACAAGCUGAAUGAAAAUGGGACCAAUGGCCCAACCUUGCAGCCUGUGCAGUAGCCCUAGGCACCAUCCCUUGCCCUUCUGCCCAGGGUGAGAGAGGAUGAACAGAGGGACCUCCCCUUUCUGUUGCCAGAUGUCACAAUUUCCACCUCCCUGGUGUCUCCCCUGGGCUUUCAUUCUGGUUCACCCUCUCCAGAGGCUCUCUUCUUACCAUCUUCCUUUGGGCAUUCCUUCCUGUGUCAGCCAUGGUUGUGGUUUCUACACUAAUGCCUUCCUCCCCAUUAAUCCACCCUACGAUUGGGCCCUGAGACACCGUCUCUUUUAUCCCACAAGCUGAGCAGUGAAGUCCCGUGCUGUGAGUGACCUUUACUAGGAGAACCAGAUUACCAUCUUCUGGAGUUUGAGGUCUUGUCCAGGUGAAUGAAUGGCUUUUGGGGAGAAUGGGGUGAAGCUCCCUGUCUUUUGGGGGCUGUGUGGUCUGACUCUGGCACUGAAGUCAACAUCAUACCCCUAUCAUCUUUACUUUGCCCACUGGUGUCCAGCUCAGGUAUUAGGAACAAACUUUUCCAGGCUGCCAUUGGCACAGCGAGUAUGAAAAUGCCCAACCUUCUACUUCCUUGUUCUCUGAGCCUUUAAGUGCUCGAGUCCUGGCACUCUGGGGAGAUACAAAACCCCCCUGGAUGGACAGACAGCCUAUGUUGCUGGCAAAGACCCCCUUUGGUGAUGCUUGAAUUCCUAGGGAUCUGAAAUUAGAGGUGGCACAGCCAUGUCUCUGAAUUCCUUGCCCAAUUAUUCUUGGAACUUGGUUGGAUGGUGGUGAAGAGAGAUCUAUUUUAUGUUAGUAUCCUUAGAGCAACAGGCCAGGGCACACAGAGUUCAGAAAGCUCUCCUUCUGUCUAAAGACACCCUGUUUCUUCUUAGACUGUGGUCAAGGAGAGAAGGGAGAGAAUGGACUGAGCAAUGGGUUCCCUGCCCUCCAUGACCCAGGAGAGCUGAGCCUGCCCUCAAACCAUCAGCCUAGUUGUUAGAGACACUAGGUCCUUGGAAGUAGCAGGCCUGGUAGAGAAGCUGGCUCCCUUAGGACUAGGACAAGGAAAAGGAGAAGUUCCCCAUAGCUAGUGGGGUUAUUGGGGGUGGGGGUGGGAUUCAGUGGAUAGCUUGGCAUUCUUCCCAAGCUAACUUUAGUCAGCCAGUCAUAGGAGAUUAACUGAAGAGUACACUGACUUCCCUUGUGCUAAGUCUAGCUUGGUGCCCCAGAGGGAACAAAGUCCAGACCUUUGCCCUUUGCUAGGGCUAUAGUGGCGGCUUCCCCGCCAGACCACCCACAUGGGUCCUGAGGAGCAUGUUCGGGGAGAUGCCCUUGUGCCAAAUGUUUCCUUGAAUCUAGGAUUUCCAGGCAGCCUUUGGGGGUGGUCUUUCAGGCUGAGGGAGGAGGGCAGAGCUGGCACUCUGAGUCUUUGCUGCUCUUGUUUCCCAGAGGUCCUCCAGAGCUCGACAUCCCUCCUCUUUUUGUCAGUGUUUACAAAGAAAGGAAGGAUGGGAGUGACCUGAUCAUCAUGGGAAGAGAAAGUUGGAGCAUCUUGCUCUAAAUAACCUAGAGUUUAAAUCUAAUAGCACUUUUACUGAGGGGGGAGGGCAAAGCCAGAGGAGUUGAGAUGGGGGAGGGUGAAAGAGGAUCUUGGGGUCUCUGCAGCUCUGGGAAAACAGCAAAUGGGGUCCAUGGCUGCCUGCUGGGCUUCUGUUGGAAAAGUGCCUUUACCGAUCAGGUCUGCUUUUGUAAAAAAUGUAUGUUUGAUCUAAAUUGCACAAUUUUUGUUUUUCAUAAAGCAAUUAUUUGAAAAGCUCUUUGAGUGGUAUUCACUUGUGGGCAUUUUUCUGGAAGUCAAAAAGGCUUAGUUUUGGAUUUUCCCACUGCAGCUCUUAGGGUUUUUCUGGGUCCAAGGCACAAGGACAGGUUUGAGGGGGCUCCUGGCUGAGUUUCUACAUCCAGCCCUAACACUUUAGCCUUUUCCAAGGGGACAGUCCCAGAAAGAUGACCCAUCCUGGAGUGGGUGACUUAGAUAAUGCCAAACUGAAAGACUUGGUGGGCCUCUGAUUUCAUUGUUAAAUGGGGAACUCCCUGAGAGGAGACUCUCCACCACUUCAGGUAGCACCUCCUCAGCAACUUAGCAUCUUAGAGGGUUGCCUGGAGCACUGAGAAAUGCAGGGACCUGCCCAGCUUCCCAUGUACAGUAUAUUUCAGAGGUUGGUCCAGACCUUCAUGGUUCUGAGAGUCAGCUCUAUUCACUAAGCCUCAGUGCAGAACUAGCUAGAUCUGGGUUCAUGCUUUGCCUCUGACACACCCUGGCUUUGAGACUGAGCAAGUCAUUAAAUCUCUCAGUGGUCGAGGCAAGUCUCCAACUUUUAAGUUGCAGAGAAGGUGCUGACUUCUAUUGGGAGAGGGAUAUUCUCACCAGGGAGUUCCUUCUCUCUGCCAAUAAAAUCCCAAGUCUAAACCCCAUAUACUGUUGACCUGUGGCAAAAGCUCUUUUUCUGCCCAUCCCCAUCCCCCAGUCAGACCUCAGACAUGGGUGUGCACCACCCUCAUGCUUUUGAUGUUGGCAAAACUCUUUACAUACAGACACCCCACUUUACAGAUGGGGAAACCGAGACUUAGGUUUAAGUAACUUCCCCAGCAAGUGUCAGAAGCAAGAUUCAAAGUCAGUUAUUACUGACCUGAUGCACAGUCCCUCUACAUCACAGAAGAAGACCGAGCCCUGUUUCUCCUGAGACCAGCUGUCCUGAACUCUGCCCACACACACACAGAGCCUCAGUGGUCAGGCCGAACACUCAGCUCAGCUCCUUGGUGUUCCUGUGAUUGGGUCAUUAUCUGGGACGCCCUCCAGAGAGCUUACCAUUCUCUAUUUCCGUGCUGACAGAUGUGACCAGGCUCAUUGUGAGAUUGGCAGUUUCCUUCUGUCCUUUGCCCCACUUUCCACUUUGUGCCCUGCUCUUGUUGCUACCAGGAGAGUAAUGUAGAAAACGCACAAAGGUGCCCAGAAUUUAACGUGCACCCCUCCCAAAGGACUUUGUAUUCUUCAAAAGAUGAACCUUUCAAUUUAGUUACACACACACACACACACACACACACACACACACACACCCUCUGUAUAAGACUAAGCCUUGUGACUCAUCAGCCAAUGAGUAUUUAUUGAGUACCUACUAAGUGCCAGGUGCUGGACUAGGAACUGAGGAUAUAAAAAGGAAAAUUAUGUGGACCCUGCCAUGUCCUAUCUAUAAUAAGCAGUUUUCAUCUGUUGAUAUUAAAAGUUUUCUAUUGGCUGCCUUCAUUAGGGGUUUUUAGCCUAUCAAGUAUAUUGGAUAAUGCCUGUCAUUAAGAUGAUAUUUGUAAAGUGCCUGGCACAUAGUAGGCACUUAAUAUAUGUUUAUUCCCUCCUUUCCUCAUCUGUAUAAUACUUGAAGAUUAAAAACCAUUUUAUAUGUGUUAGGUUAGUUGAUUCUCAUAAAGCCCAGUGAAGUAAGGAGUACUGCUAUUACCUGCACUUAGCCUGGGUGGAAACCGAAGUUCAAACACACGCAAAUAAUAAUUGUUGGAGGAAGGACUCAAGCACCUGUCUUCCCUAAUUCCAAGUCUUAUAUUCUUUUCCAGUAUAUUGGGCUUCCUACUCUCUGGGAGUGAUAAUUAGCAUUAAGUGUAAUUGAUCACUUGGCUAAAUGAACAACAGCUUUGAUGCUCAAACAACCCCGUGAGAAGGACGACAGUCAUCUCUUAAGCAAACCAUGCAUGAGGGGAGCUAAGUAAGAUACCUCUACAGGGGGUCCCUCAGAUCUUCGAGUAGUUUUAAACUAUUAAAGCUUAUUAUUCAACAACAGAAAAAUCUUUGUUAUGUGGGAAGUCACAAGCUUCAUCUGGUUUCUUUCAGUGAUGUAUUUUUACUUUGUGGUUGCAUCCUUAGGAAUGAAAGGCUGCCCCAGUAAACAUCGGGUCUCCAAUAUUUUUUCCUCUUUAUGUGGGUUUUUUUACCCCUCCACAAAUAAACAUUUAUUCAGCACUUACUGUGUACCAGGUGCUGUGGAUAUGAAGAUUAAAAAUAACAUUCUCCUUGC
Trichosurus vulpecula (common brushtail) is the source of this 5146-nucleotide messenger RNA. It is a transcript of the gene AGPAT2, whose product is annotated as 1-acylglycerol-3-phosphate O-acyltransferase 2. Gene Ontology annotation, biological process: phosphatidic acid biosynthetic process. Gene Ontology annotation, cellular component: endoplasmic reticulum; membrane. Gene Ontology annotation, molecular function: 1-acylglycerol-3-phosphate O-acyltransferase activity. The transcript is spliced from 6 exons. Bases 260 to 1096 code for a protein of 278 amino acids. The record is from RefSeq and is a predicted model, not a curated record. Lineage: Eukaryota; Metazoa; Chordata; Mammalia; Diprotodontia; Phalangeridae.